Messenger RNA from Theobroma cacao (cacao), 534 nucleotides. NCBI's taxonomy places the organism in Eukaryota, Viridiplantae, Streptophyta, Magnoliopsida, Malvales, Malvaceae. The record is from RefSeq and is a predicted model, not a curated record.
AUGAGGGUUUUCAAAUGGAGCUCAGACUUUGAAACAGAAAAAGAAUCACCUAUUGUCCCUAUGUGGAUCUCUUUUCCUAACCUAAAAGCCCACUUUUAUGAGAAAUUAGCAUUGCUGUUAAUAGCUAAAAUCGUAGGAAAGCCGUUGUACGUUGAUGAAGCUACAGCUACACAAUUCCUACCUAGCGUGGCUCGGGUUUACGUGGAAUAUGAUUACAAAAAGGAACCGAUGAACCAAGUAUGGAUAGUAGUGAAAGAUCGAGAUUCUGGGGCUGUUACUAGAAGUUACAUACAGCGGGUUGAAUUUGCUAAGAUGUCGACGUAUUGUGAGCAUUGUUGUCAUGUGGGUCAUACGAGUUCAACGUGUUUGGUGUUGGGUAAUAGGCUAACGACUCCAGGGAAGGUGCAAGUAAGCAAAACAUUGAGAGAAGAAAAAAGAGAAAUGUUGAAGAAGGAGGCAGAACAGAAGCAAAAACAAGAAAAAGGAAAAGAAAAAGAACCGAUGCUGUUGGGUCAGCUGAAACAGAAUACGUAA